AUGGGUACCAAGGGUAUUCCAUCCUCGUUUCGCAGCUGGCAAUACAGAUCCACAGCAGGUGGCCUCGAGAACAACCUGACACUGAACAAUGUUCCUAUGCUCCAGCCCCAGGCCAACCAGCACCUGGUUCGAAUUCUUGCUGCUGGUCUUAAUCCAGCUGACUACAGACUUUCCGAAUUCCAGUUCCUCCAUAAGGUGGCCUUUCCCAAACCUGCCUCUCCUGGAAAUGACUUUGCUGGCUAUAUUGUCAAGCCUGCGCCAGGUUCAACGCUCAAGCCAGGACAACUCGUGUUUGGAGGCGCCGGGACAAACUUUAUGUACGGAGGGGCUAUGUCGGAGUAUGGGAUUGCGCUUUUCAACAAUACAGUUCCUAUACCGACAGGAUUGUCCAUCAUUAAUGCCGCCGGUAUCGCUAUAGCUGGGCUCGCUGCUUAUCAGUCUAUCUUACCUUACUCCAAGCCGGGCUCGCGAGUCCUCUUGAAUGGCGGAUCUGGAGGGGUGGGAAGUUUCGGUAUCCAAAUUGCCAAAGCUGAAGGACGCCAUGUGACUGUGACCUGCUCUACUGCCAGUGUCACGCAUUGCAAAUCUCUAGGUGCCGACGAAGUCAUCGAUUACAAGACACAGAACGUGUUACAGGCUCUGAAAGACUCGCCGUACAAGUACGACCUUGUUGUAGACUACGUUGGCAACGAUCACAAUCUAUUCUGGAAAGCAGACGUAUACACGAGUCCCAAUGCAAAAUUCUUCACAGUGGCAGCGAGUCACCACCUGAGCUUUGUACGAUUUAUCAUGGCGGCGCAAUAUAUGCCAAGAUUCCUGAGUGGUGCAAAAAGACAGCAUCUAACUGUCUUCGCCAAACCUGAUCGUGAAGGCCUCUCGCAGAUUGCCGAGUGGAUGGUUGAGGGCAAGGUUAAGCCUGUUAUUGACUCGAAGUACAAGUUUGAAGAUUUAAGGGAAGCAUACCAAAGAUUGAAGACGGGCAGAGCCAGGGGCAAGCUAAUUCUCGAGGUUGCACCAGAGGGAGAGCAUGCGGCAUAA
Molecule: messenger RNA, 1038 nt
Organism: Lachnellula hyalina
Lineage: Eukaryota; Fungi; Ascomycota; Leotiomycetes; Helotiales; Lachnaceae
Product: Zinc-type alcohol dehydrogenase-like protein
Exons: 1
Coding region: 1-1038 (345 amino acids)
Molecular function (GO): oxidoreductase activity
Source: RefSeq, a predicted model, not a curated record